Molecule: messenger RNA, 804 nt
Organism: Catharus ustulatus (Swainson's thrush)
Lineage: Eukaryota; Metazoa; Chordata; Aves; Passeriformes; Turdidae
Product: keratin-associated protein 5-5-like
Exons: 2
Coding region: 1-804 (267 amino acids)
Source: RefSeq, a predicted model, not a curated record
AUGUGCUCCACUGGAUGCUGUUCCACGGGAUGCUGCUCUGUCGUGAAGAGCAAGACCGUGUGCUGCACCCCCUGCAAGACCGUGUGCUGCAGCCCAUGCAAGAGCGUGUGCUGCAGCCCAUGCAAGACUGUAUGCUGCAGCCCCUGCAAGACUACUGUGUGCUGUGAUCCAUGCCAGAAGCCUUGCUGUGACCCGUGCCAGUCCUGCUGUGACCCAUGCCAGAAGCCUUGCUGUGACCCAUGCCAGAAACCAUGCUGUGACCCGUGCCAGACUGUGUGCUGCGACCCAUGCCAGAAGCCUUGCUGCGACCCAUGCCAGUCCUGCUGUGAUCCAUGCCAGAAGCCUUGCUGUGAUCCAUGCCAGACUGUGUGCUGUGACCCGUGCCAGAAGCCCUGCUGUGAUCCAUGCCAGUCCUGCUGUGACCCGUGCCAGAAGCCUUGCUGCGACCCAUGCCAGUCCUGUUGCGACCCGUGCCAGAAGCCCUGCUGUGAUCCAUGCCAGUCCUGCUGCGACCCGUGCCAGAAGCCCUGCUGUGAUCCGUGCCAGUCCUGCUGUGAUCCAUGCCAGAAGCCUUGCUGUGAUCCGUGCCAGUCCUGCUGUGACCCAUGCCAGUCCUGCUGCGACCCGUGCCAGCAGUCCGUGUGCUGCGCCCAGGUGUGCCAGAAGUCGGUGUGCUGCGUGCCCCGGCCCUGCUGCAGCCCGUGCGUGGUGAAGAAGCCCGUGGUGGUUUGCUGCACCCCCGUGAGGAGGAUCUGCACCCCCUGCAUCCCCAUCCAGCAGUGCUGCAUCAAGAAGAGCUGCUGA